GAUGGUCUUCGCCGAGGGGGACUUCCCCGAGAGCUACACACCCACGGUGUUUGAGCGGCUCAGCGUUAAUCUGCAAAUGAAGGGCAACCCUGUGGAGCUCCAAAUCUGGGACACAGCAGGACAAGUCGAUUAUGACCGCCUGCGGCCCCUCUUCUACCCUGACGCCAGUGUCCUGCUCCUCUGCUUCGAUGUCACCAACCCACACAGCUUUGAGAACAUCUUUAACCGGUGGUACCCAGAGGUGAAUCACUUCUGCAAGGAGGUGCCCAUCAUCCUCGUGGGCUGCAAGACGGAUCUGCGCAAGGACAGGUCCCUGGUGAAGAAGCUCUGGAAAAAUAAGCUGGAGCCCGUGACCUACCACAGGGGCCAGGAGAUGGCGAGGUCCGUGGGAGCAGUGGCCUACCUGGAGUGCUCGGCGCGGCUCCGGGAAAACGUCCACGCCGUCUUCCAAGAGGCCGUGGAGGUGGCUCUCAGCAGCCGCAGGCGCAACUUCUGGCGGCGGAUCACCCGGAGCUUCUGCGUGCUGACCUGACAGCGUGGGCCCUCCCUGCCCAGUCGCCCAGCAGCGCCGGACGGAACUGUGCGCUGACCUCUGCCCAGUUCCCAGGCUGUCACCCAACCACCCUUCAGACCCGUGGUCAGCACAGAGGCCAGGCCCCUCGUGCUGGGGCUGAGAUCCCUGAACUGAAGUGAAAUCUCCCUGAGACCUGAGGAAGGGGGUUCCCUGGGCGCCCCCCUGCCCUGUGGAGGGCUAGUCCUGGAGACCCCACGCGCCCAGCCCUGGACCGCACAUCCAGGAGUGGCCACGCAGCCUGGGCCACCUCGCGGCUGUUCUGGGGGCUGCACUUUCCGCUCCUUCAGGCAGGACCUGGCGGUCCCAGGACCACUCCCACCCCCACCUGGGCCAGACUCACACCUGGCCCCUUACUCCUGCCCUUCCCAGUGGUAACUGUAAGGACUAAAACAACAUCGCCUGUCAGUUGUGGCACGCCUCUUGUUUCAAAAUGCCUUUACACACAUGUUAUAUGGUGGAUCAGCGCCCACCCCGUGUAGGCGCUGGGGUGGAACUGCCUGGAGCCAGGCCCCGCCCUUGAACCCGCCCUUAGCUUCUUCACUUUCUUGGAGAGCUCCAGCACCAUGUGUCAUGGUCCUGUCUGUCUCCCAGCGGGCGGCCAGCUUCCCUAGAGCUGGUUUAGUUGGAAUGUCCGGUGCCUCAAGCAGUGCCUGGCGCACAGCAGCACAGUCACAGCCCUGCCCCAGAAGGAAGUCCAACUCCUGCAGCCGGGAACUUGGGCUCUCCUGCAUCUGACCACAGCCCACCUUCCCCAUUGGAUGCCCGGGACCUCUGACACCCCAGCCACACCGGGAGCACUAACACCCCUACCAGCCUCCAAGCCUUCGGCUGUCCCCCCCCACCUCGGCACAUCCUUCCUCCCAGUCACUGCCUGUUCACCCCCGAGUCCUUCAGGGUCCAGCUCAGACGCCACCUUCUCCAGCAAGCCCUUGGAUCUGCCGGCUUCCUCACCCCCACUCACUGCGCCCACACCAAGGCGCCCACUGCCUGUGUCAGCCCCUCGGCUAAGGCCCCGGACUUUCUUCCUGUGCCAUGAGAGAGCCCAGCCUAGACUCCUGAAGAUGACAGGUGUGGCGGCGGGACCAGGUGUCUGGGAGGGUGGAGGUGGGAGCGGGAGACCAGUUGGGCAGCUGCAGUCGUCCAGAAACCAGAAACAAGCCACCACAAGUCGAGGCCAGGUGACUCUGGGUGGCAAGGAUGGACUGCCAGAAGGGUGGGGACGCUGGAAGGGAGGGAAGAAUGCUGGCCUCUGCCCUGCAUGAGAGACCUGCAGAGAGGCGGGGGUGUCCGGUGGCUGGUCUCCAGCUGCAGGCCACAUGCAGCCAUCGGGUGUCGCAGGAGGACACAGUGAGCACUUGGAUACACCCGCUGAGAGCCAGGGCUGGUGUUAGGGCUGGUUGUUAUCCUCCUCAGCUGCCAAACCUCUCUCUCAAUUCCUCACAGCCCCACCUGGCAGGGCAGGCACAGCCUGGCACGUGGAAGCCAGGAAAGGCAAGCCCAGAGGCCAGCAAGGCUGAGAGCCACAAACCACAGUCUGCGUUUCAACUUACUGCCUCCGCCGGCCUCAAAGGGCAGAGGCAGGGACCCCAAGGCCAUGCCUCCAGGACAGGCCACUCCCUGGCAUCAUCGGGUGGACAGGGUGGGGCACGCUCUGUGAGUCAUGACGCUUCCCUCUCCCCUCUGCCUGGGCAGCACCUGGGCCCCACAUCUGGGUGUGGGGAGCGGGUGGUGGCUGGCAGAUCACCCCAUAUCCGGUCACCUUCUUUGCUCUCUCUGACCUCCUGCUCCUGUGGAAGGUGAGGACUCCUGGUCCCCAGGAAGUCAUCCCGAAGCCAAUGGCAUAGGAAUCAGGGAGUCGACAAAGCCUGUGACCGGCUGGGGAGCAGAGAGAGAUCCGAAACUGACUGACUGACCACCCGCCCUACCUUCCAGGGCUUGACCUCCAAGUUAAAUGCUUCUGAUUAAGGUCGGAUUUGAGAAAGUAUGAGAUCUUCCUGAGUUCAAAUCCUGGCUCUGCAGUUCACCAGCUCUGUGACCUUGGAGGAGUCCCUAGGACACUUAUUUGGAAAAUGAGGGUGAUUGUAGGACCUACCUCUUGGAGGUUGGAUUAAAUGAGUUCAC
Molecule: messenger RNA, 2695 nt
Organism: Myotis davidii
Lineage: Eukaryota; Metazoa; Chordata; Mammalia; Chiroptera; Vespertilionidae
Gene: RHOD
Product: ras homolog family member D
Exons: 5
Coding region: 2-532 (176 amino acids)
Biological process (GO): small GTPase-mediated signal transduction; cell migration
Molecular function (GO): GTP binding; GTPase activity
Source: RefSeq, a predicted model, not a curated record